Messenger RNA from Penicillium lagena, 4581 nucleotides. RefSeq names its product ribosome biogenesis protein URB2. The transcript is spliced from 6 exons. Gene Ontology annotation, biological process: ribosome biogenesis. Gene Ontology annotation, cellular component: nucleolus. The record is from RefSeq and is a predicted model, not a curated record. The coding region runs from base 1 to 4581 and encodes 1526 amino acids. NCBI's taxonomy places the organism in Eukaryota, Fungi, Ascomycota, Eurotiomycetes, Eurotiales, Aspergillaceae.
AUGCCGUCGAUUGCGGAGCAUUCGUGCUCGUCGCAAGAGGCGCUCCUCCGCCUUGAGAAAGCCAAUACCGCACCGCCGAGCACUCAACUCCACGAUGCGGCGAAGAUCCUCGGACUGGACUUGGCCCUCUGUGAAAGUCACCCAGAGACGCAUCGCAGUCCUCCCACCAUCAAUGACUCUACACCCAAGGAAGAAUGGGUGCUUCGGUGGUUGCUGAAACGCCUGAAGAGCGGCAAAAACUAUAGGGUGGAGCCGGUUUCCUUCCUUCUGCUGAGACAACUGGUCGACCUGAUCUCCCCGAAGAACCUGGCCACAAUCCUGAAAGACCACAAGUUCCUGUCCAUUCUGGGUGACACGGUUGCCGAUCUGGAGGCCGACAUCUUCGUCAAUGUGGAACUUGGUUCGGAUUCCGAGACCAGCCGCACCCUGGCCGGCUCUCCGCCUGACAACGAGGCCAAGGGCAGCAAAAGCAAAAAGAGGAAGAGAGUUUCUUUUGCGAACAAUGCGAGUGAACGGCCGCAGGUCUCCACCCAGUGUUUUCUGACUUUCAUUCGCGCUCUGGAUUGUCUCUUCGGCGUCGUGACGCUUACACAUCAAACCCUGCGCACUGACGAGGUUGCCCACUCCCAUCUCAAGCUUAGUCUCAGGGGUGAGCCGGAAGAGGCCGCUUUGUUCCUGGGCCGGUCGUUCUGGGUGGCUUCCUGGACCGCCAAGCAUUUCUCGCAGACUGAGAAGACGACCGACCUUCAGCACAUGUUUACUGUUUCGCGCACGCCCUCCGACUCCAGCUCUGCUCGUCCUUCAUGUGCUGCUACCUGCCCGGGGGCCUUUUUCGAGCGCGGUGGCUCUGGUAUUGAUUAUUCCACCCAAGACAAACCCAACUGGGAAGUCGUCCAGCCCGUCACUGAUUCCUUCAAAUCCAUCAUCCACGAGACCCCUCCGACCGAUUUUGCCUCAGAAAACCAGGAAGAUUCUAAGCGUGCUUCAAAGUCACUCGAGCUCCUUCCCGAGCUGCUUGAUAUUGCUUCGCGAGCCGUUCCCAGAGAUUCCUUCCGAAGCCAGACUCAUGAGGCUCCAUGGCUGGAGACCUUGUUUGUUGCCGUUGCGGAAAUCGCAUACUCCACCUCCAAGGGGGAGAAAGACAAGACAACCUUUUCCGGGUUUUCUCCUAAAUUCGUUGUCAGUCUGCAGCAAAUCAUGCAGGUGGCUGUCGAUCGAAAUAUCGGCCUGUCGUUGAAUACCACUCUGAACCAUUCCUGGUACACUGGGAUUCUUCAGCCAGGUCUACAGCAUGUCCAGUGGAAUGUCACUGCUCUCAUUGUGCGCCUGGGUGUGGACAUCUUCUUGCCCAGUUCAGGGCUUUACGACUCGUGCGACAUCUUGGUCAAUUUGCUGGAUAAAAUUCUGCUUCACUGGCGCAGUGGUGUCUCCAAAUACAUCGCAUCUUACCCCAUCAUCAAGAACGAUAUCGUCCUUCCUUUGCUGCGCGCAUUCGUCGAAGCUCGAGAUCUGUACACAUUCACGUCGUUCUGGCAUCAUCAAACCAUCCUUGUGGAAACGGCUCGCGCCAAGGACAGCAGUCUGACCCAUUUUUCAGUCUGGGAAGAUGACGAUCUUUCAGAGCUUUACAGCAAACUCGUGCGAACCGCACCCACCGAUCCACGCCUCGUAGCGCACAUGCAGGCAGCUUCGAAGGACACCAGGGCUCCGGAUGGCAAGCUGUCUGAUGCUCCAGCAUCAUACGCAAAAUUCAUCGUUCUGGAGGCUAGCUUCCGGCGUCGUCCUUUCUCGUUUCCCGACUCCGAGGCAUCUUUGAGCUACCUCCUCGAAACCGUCACUUCUACCCUAUCAUCCAAACAGGCCCUGCACUGGCGAUGGCGCCUGUGGCGGUUCGUCCGAAACCUUGCGGAAAAUGACAGGCAGUUUAUGAACACUGCUCAACGUCGAUCCGUUCUGGCUUUGGUUGAUAUUGCUGCAAAGACGAUAAAGCGCAACCACAGAGAUUUGACAAGGAGGGCGUCCGUCCUCGAAGCUUGGGAGGCGUACCAGUUUGUUCUGGUUGCCACCAGAGACCCUGAUCAACUGAGUGCAUUCAACACGGCAACACAGCAUGUCACUGAACUCAUCACUUCCAUUCUUCCAGCAGAUGCCAAGAAAUCAAUGGUUUCUCCAUGGAACGGCCGAGCAGACUCUAUGGACUCUCCAAUUAAUCUUGCCCUGGCUUACUUCUCGGCAAUCUCGAAGAUUCCCCAGGUCUGGAAACGGAUUUCCGCUGAUGCUCGUUCUCAGCUGUUCAAACAACUUCUGGCUCUGGCUGCGGAACAAUGCACUUCUUCGCCUCUGCCUCUUGAAACCGUGGCCGAUGAUGCGAGAUUCCUUCAAGGAUGGGCAAGUAUUGUCUCAUCCGAAUAUCUUCUCCGCGCCCCUUUCCUUGUUCCUGAUCUCGUGAUUCUUCUGAAGGACAGCAUCUAUCGUGAUUCUGCCAACCAUCGACUUUACAUCAACAGCCUUCAGAGAAUCCCAGCUUCCUUGAUCACCCGCGGAAUGAGAGGGACUCUUCUGGACAAACUGCAAGAUGUCCUUAUUCUGCAGGACCGUUCAUCCGAACUGACUGUCGGGCUCAUUACGAUGUUGGCUAAGUUGGCAGAGGAGCCCAAGUCUGAUGCCGUGUUGACCAGUCAUAUCGAGCCGAUCUGUGCCGCUGCCCGAGCCAUUGCCCUUAACGGCACCGACAUCGAUCUUCAGAUCAUGAAGGCAUUCCGAAGCUUGCACCGGGCGGUCAUUUCCAAACUCUUGAAUCUUCCAGACGACCAGAAAACCAAGCUUUUCAAAGAACUAUUCUCCCAGAUCUCGACGCAGGCUUCGAAGAUGAGACAGAUUGAGCGAGACUCCAUGGCUUGUUUCCACUUGCGGGUUUCGCUGUCUCAGCUCUGGUUUCAUCGCAAACAGCUCCGCUCGGCUUUCUCGGAGAAGGAUCUCGCCACUUGCCGCCAGCGAGUGUUUGACCUGGUGUUGGCCGACGUGAAAGCGGUCAAGAGCCAGUGCAGAAAGCAGAAGCUUGAUGAGACUAUCACACUCAUCAAGACCAUUGAUUCUCUGGAGGACUUUGAGGACCUGGCCAUGAAUAACCUCGAGGUGGAGAAGUUGUUAUCGAAGAUUGAGUCUUAUGUGGAGAUGUCGGUUGACUCCGGUCCAACGCGGUUGAUCAGGCGCCGUCUUCUUGCCAGCAAAGAGCCCGACGUGCAUAUCACCGAGCCGGUGCUCCAGUGUGCGGAGGCUCUCUCGCUCCAGUCUCCAUAUGGCGAGGAUCAACAGCUUUUCAUCCAGGUCACCACGGAACGCUUCCAUUCCAUGAGCCCCGAGCAGAUCACCCAAGCCAUCCGCGAGGUUCGCGAGCUUGGUCUAACUGACGACCACUCCGGACACCGCCUCCUGGUCGUCUGCCUGGCACUGGCUUCGUUGCCCUCGGUCGAAGACAAAGAUAGCAUCACCGCUCGAGAACUCUCUCUCCUCUGCACCGCGCUCGCCGAAACCAUCCCCCACAGCCCAUCCGCGGACCACCUGAGCUACGCCGCCGAGGCCCUGGAUCUCCUCCUGCGCACGCACACCCGCUGUCUCGUCCAGCAAAACAUCGACAGCAUCCUCAGCGCCAUCGCCAACGCAGCCUCCCACGACGGUCCCCACAUCCCCCCGCCUAUGCACCAACCAUCUACACCCCGCUUGAAGGUGGGCGGCCGCUUCCACCUCGUUGUACACGCAAUGCAGCGCCUGCUAGCCUGCCUCUUCGCUCGUUCGCGCAAACGCACCCGCGCCAACCGCGCUGGCUCUCCAAAUUCCCUCCUCCAGCCCUUCUGGCUCGCCCCGCUGCAGCCCUCCCACGCCUCGCACUACACCCGUCUCCUCACCUCCCUCUGUGACCCCACCAUGUCGGCCGUGCUGCGUCCUGCUCAGGCAGGGGCCUCGCGCGAUGCCCUCACCGAUCAAACCAAGAAGGCUAAGCGCAUUGCCGGCCAGUACCUGCAAUAUGUUAUCAUGGAGUAUGCGCAGUGCUCACUGCGCGGAUCACUUACCCCAGAAGUGAAGACUGCUAUUAUGCCCGGUCUUUACGCAACCCUGGACGUCAUGUCGCGCGAAUCGAUGCGCGCGCUGAACGCCGCGCUGGAUGUCUCCGGCCGCGCUGUCUUCAGGUCUUUGUAUGAGGAUUACGUGAAGUUCGGAAAAUGGGAUAAGGUAUACGGCAGUCAGACUGAAAGCCUCGAUCUUGAGCCUUCUCAAACGCAUCUUCAGGUGGCGGCAAACCUCGGUUCUUUUGCAUUGAAUGUUAUUCAGGACCGCCAGGCUCUCUUUCAGGAUUCAGAUAUGAGAGAAGUUUUAAAGGACACCUUCCGUAACGACCGAGCUCCUAUUCUGGAAGAACUAGGGAAGAGAACAACAACAUGGGAAGAGGACUUCCGUGUUUUCCUUCUUCCUACCGGGGCAUCCAAUAUUGAGAAUCGGUCAUUGAUGGCUACACAGGUGACUGAUGAUUACCUGGGUUUGAGAAAAGAGGCAAAGAAGAACGUCAAAAUUGCAAUGUGCUAA